Molecule: messenger RNA, 1323 nt
Organism: Dujonia railenensis
Lineage: Eukaryota; Fungi; Ascomycota; Pichiomycetes; Serinales; Debaryomycetaceae
Source: the annotation of a GenBank genome assembly
AUGCCGGAGACUAUCAAUUUUCUUAAGGGCCAUCCUACUCAUUCACUUCUCCCAACGGCUCAGAUUGCUGAAACUUACAAGAAAGUUCUUUUAGAUUCUGAUUAUUUGGACUAUGAGACCGAUCCGUUGAAUCAGCAUCCGUUAAGUUAUGGAACUGAUCCUGGUAAUUAUGACGUAAGACAAAGUAUUGGUAAGUGGAACGAUCGUAAUUUUAAUAGAUUAGACAAGCCCUCGGACCCUGAUGCAAUAAAUUUGACUGGAGGGGCAUCUUAUGGAUUUAUAAACAUCUUAAACUCAACAACUGAAGUUGGUGAAGUUACCCAGAGGGCCUUUAUUGUCUCUCCUUGUUAUUAUUUGAUUAAUGGUGCAUUUAUCGAUGCUGGGUUUGAAGGUAAGAUCACCGCAGUCGAAGAGACACCAGAUGCAAACGCUGAGUAUGAAGUUGAUAUAGACUUCUUGGAAGCGGAAUUGAUCAAGUAUAGUGAAGGGUUACCUGCAGUAACCGAAGAAACAAACAUUGUACUGGAUCCAUGCGGUAGAGGUGAAAGCAAGCUUUAUAGAUUUGUACUUUAUAUAGUUCCUACAUUUUCUAACCCUGGUGGGUUGACUUAUUCUUUGAAGACUCGUUCAAAGUUGAUUGAAUUAGCAAGAAAGUACGACGUUUUAAUUAUAAGCGACGAUGUCUAUGAAUUGUUGGACUACCACAAUGCUGCACCAAUCCCUAGAAUUGUUUACUUGGAUAGAGAUACAGCUUCUUCAAGUACAAACAAGUUUGGUAAUUCUGUUUCCAAUGCAACUUUCUCUAAACUUGCUGCACCAGGUUUAAGAAGUGGAUGGCAGGAAACUACGACCCCAUUUUUGGCCAAGCAGCUUGCUCGCAGUGGACCUAACAAGUCUGGAGGAACUCCCGGGCAAUUGGCAUCUUUAGUUGUCGCUAGUUUCAUUGAUCUGGGAGAAAUUGAUACAAUUAUUGCAAAAUUCAAGUCUGUUUAUAAAUCCAGAGCUCAAAAGUUAAGAGAGGUGAUUACCAAGUACUUUCCAGCUUCCACUAAGUUAUAUGGAGGAGAUGGAGGAUACUUCUUCUGGUUGACUUUCCAAAAUGACACACCGGAAUUUGAUCAUAGAAAGAUCAACAAGAUUUUACUAGAUGAGCACAAUAUUAUAGUCGCUUCUGGAGACUCUUUUGAAGUCAAUGGAGAUCGCAAAGGCUGGGGGAAAAAUUCAGUCAGAUUAAGUAUUAGUCUUUUGAGUGAAGAGCAAAUCGAGAAGGGGAUUCAGGUAUGGGCUGAAGUUUUGAAGAAAGAGUACCCAAGUAUUUAUUAA